CAUGACCCAGGUGGCCUUGCGGCGCGCGCCUGCGCAGUGCGCACCGCCCGGGCCGGGGGAAGAUGGCGGCCGGGAGGGGGCCGCGCGGAGCGUGAGGGGCCGCGGCUCGGGGCGGGCGGGAGACCGGAGCAGAGAGCCCCAGGACUUCCUGGGCCGGGGAGACAGAACUGCCCUCUCACCCGUCCAGCCCUGGGCACAGACACCUUGGCAGGGGCGUCGUCCCACUCUCGGCUGGGAACGGCUCACGCACCGGGUGCCCGCGUCGCCAUGGCCGGCCGCGCAGGGGAGGGCAGCAAUGCCCGCAUGAGCAUCGCCUCCCAGUUCUUCACCCAGGAGGAGGGCAGCGGCACAGACAGCAUGACCACCUCGGAGAGGGUGGUGGAUCUGUUAAACCAAGCUGCCCUGAUCAGCAACGACUCGAAAAUCAACCUCCUCAAACAGGUCCAGGAGCUAAUUAUAAACAAGGACCCCACGCUGCUGGAUAACUUCCUGGAUGAGAUCAUCGCCUUCCAGGCGGACAAAUCCAUCGAGGUGCGGAAGUUUGUCAUCGGCUUCAUAGAAGAGGCCUGCAAACGGGACAUCGAGCUGCUGCUCAAGCUCAUCGCCAACCUGAACAUGCUGCUGAAGGACGAGAACGUCAACGUGGUGAAGAAGGCCAUCCUCGCCAUGACCCAGCUCUACAAGGUGGCGCUGCAGUGGAUGGUGAAGUCCAAGGUCAUCAACGACCUGCAGGAGGCCUGCUGGGAGAUGGUGUCGGCCAUGGCCAGCGACAUCAUCCUGCUGCUGGACUCGGACAACGACGGCAUCCGCACCCACGCCAUCAAGUUCGUGGAGGGGCUGAUCAUCACGCUGUCGCCCCGCAUGCCCGACUCGGACGUGCCCAAGCGCCAUGAGAACGACAUCAGCCUCGACCGCAUCCCCAAGGACCACCCCUACAUCAAACACAAUGUGCUGUGGGAGGAGGGCAAGGCCGCCCUGGAGCAGCUGCUGAAGUUCAUGGUGCACCCGGCCAUCUCCAGCAUCAACCUCACGGCGGCACUGGGCUCCCUGGCCUCCAUCGCCCGCCAGCGGCCCAUGUUCAUGGCCGAGGUGAUCCAGGCCUACGAGACCCUGCACGCCAACCUGCCGCCGACGCUGGCUAAGUCCCAGGUGAGCAGCGUCCGCAAGAACCUGAAGCUGCACCUGCUGAGCGUGCUGAAGCACCCCUCGUCCUUCGAGUUCCAGGCGCAGAUCACCACCCUGCUGGUGGACCUGGGCACCCAGCAGGCCGAGAUCACCCGCAGCAUGCCCAGCCUGAAGGAGCCGCGCAAGCGCCCGCGGGAUGACAGCGACCCGGCCCUGAAGAAGAUGAAGAUGGAGCCAGCUCUCGGGGAGGACGACGAGGAUAAGGACCUGGAGCAAGCGGCUGCGCCACCGCCCAAGCCCUCUGCCCAGACCAGCACCCAUUCGGACACGGACAUCACGGCCGAGUUCCUGCAGCCCCUGCUGACGCCGGACAACGUGGCCAAUCUGGUGCUGAUCAGCAUGGUGUACCUGCCCGACACCAUGCCCGCCUCCUUCCAAGCCACCUACACCCCCGUGGAGUCGGCCGGCACCGACGCCCAGAUCAAGCAUCUCGCCCGCCUGAUGGCCACCCAGAUGACGGCCGCAGGGCUUGGGCCAGGCUCCUCUCCCCGUCCCCCAGGCGUGGAGCACACCAGGCUGCUGAAGGAGGAGCCGAAGGAGGAGAAGCUGGCGAAGCCCGAGAGCGUGCUGAUCAAACGGCGCCUGUCCUCGCUGUCCCAGGGGCAGGCCAUCUCCGUGCUGGGGGCCCAGGGCUGCGUCACUAUCCUCCUGGAGCAAGAGGCCCCCCAAGCCAAGCGGCGGCCGGAGCCCAUCAUCCCGGCCACCCAGCCCAGGCUGGCAGGCGCCGGCGGGCGCAAGAAGGUUUUCCGCCUGAGCGACGCGAUCAAGCCGCUGACGGACGUGCAGAUGGAGAAGCUGAAGCUGGGAGCCGUGAAGCGGAUCCUGUGCUCAGAGAGAGCCGUCGCCUGCAGCGGGGCGGCCCAGGCCCGUGUCAAGAUCCUCUCAUCCCUGGUGACCCAGUUUGACGUGCCCCUGAAGAGCGAGGUCUUGGCCUUCAUCCUGGACGACAUCCGCAACCGGCUGGACCUGGCCUUUGCCUGGCUGUACCAGGAGUACAACGCCUACCUGAGCACGUUCCCGACCGGCUCCCUGGACAGCUACGACGAGUGCCUCAUCGGCCUGCUCUCCGGCCUGCAGGAGAAGCCAGACCAGAAGGAUGGGAUCUUCACCAAGGUGGUGCUGGAAGCCCCGCUCAUCACAGAGAGUGCCCUGGAGGUGAUCCGCAAGUACUGCGAGGAUGAGAGCCGCACCUACCUGGGGAUGUCCACGCUCCGGGACCUAAUCUUCAAGCGCCCGUCCAGGCAGUUCCAGUAUCUGCACGUGCUGCUGGACCUCAGCUCCCACGAGAAGGACAAGGUCCGCCAGCAGGCGAUCCUCUUCAUCAAGCGCAUGUACGAGAAGGACCAGCUGCGGGAGUACGUGGAGAAGUUUGCGCUGAACUACCUACAGCUCCUGGUGCACCCCAACCCCCCGUCUGUGCUCUUCGGCGCCGACAAGGACACAGAGGUGGCUGCUCCCUGGACCGAGGAGACCGUCAAGCAGUGUCUGUACCUCUACCUGGCCCUGCUGCCGCAGAACCACAAGCUGAUCCACGAGCUGGCGUCGGUCUACACGGAGGCCAUCGCUGACAUCAAGCGCACCGUGCUGCGGGUCAUCGAGCAGCCGAUCCGCGGGAUGGGGAUGAACUCCCCGGAGCUGCUGCUGCUGGUGGAGAACUGCCCCAAAGGGGCCGAGACCCUGGUGACCCGAUGCCUGCACAGCCUGACGGAUAAAGUGCCCCCGUCUCCCGAGCUGGUGAAGCGAGUUCGUGAUCUCUACCACAAGCGGCUCCCAGAUGUCCGGUUCCUCAUCCCCGUCCUCAACGGCCUGGAGAAGAAAGAGGUGAUCCAGGCUCUGCCCAAGCUCAUCAAGCUGAACCCCAUCGUGGUGAAGGAGGUGUUCAACCGCCUCUUGGGGACGCAGCAUGGCGAAGGGAAUUCGGCCGUGUCCCCCCUGAACCCUGGGGAGCUGCUCAUCGCCCUGCACAACAUCGACUCCGCCAAGUGCGACAUGAAAUCCAUCAUCAAAGCCACCAACCUGUGCUUCGGGGAGAGGAACGUCUACACGUCGGAGGUGCUGGCCGUGGUGAUGCAGCAGCUGAUGGAGCAGAGCCCCCUGCCCAUGCUGCUCAUGAGGACGGUCAUCCAGUCGCUGACCAUGUACCCACGCCUGGGCGGCUUCGUCAUGAACGUCCUGUCCCGCCUCAUCAUGAAGCAGGUGUGGAAGUACCCCAAAGUGUGGGAGGGCUUCAUCAAAUGCUGCCAGCGCACCAAGCCCCAGUCCUUCCAGGUCAUCCUGCAGCUCCCUCCGCAGCAGCUCAGCGCCGUCUUCGAGAAGUGCCCCGAGCUGCGGGAGCCCCUGCUGGCCCACGUCCGCUCCUUCACCCCGCACCAGCAAGCGCAUGUCCCCAACUCCACCAUGGCCAUCCUGGAAGCCAGCAGCAAGCAGGAGAUGGAGGUGAAAGACUCCCAGCCGCUGGAGGAGGAGGAGCUGGAACCCGUGCCCCUCCUCCCACGCAUGUCCCAGGACAUGAUCGCUCUGCGGCUGGCCCAGGAGAAGGCGCUCAAACGCCAGCUGGAGGAGGAGCAGAAACUGAAGCAGCCGGCCAGCCAGCCGCGCCCUGCCCACGCCCUGGCACCGCUGCCCGCCGAAGAGCCCAUGGACUUCCGGGAGGAGGGGCCCGAGGUGGAAACGCCCACCAUCUUCAUCAGCAUGCAGGAGGAAGAGGAGAGUUCAGGCGGAGAUGGUUCCCUGUUGGACUCCAGCGUGGAGGGGCCCCUUCCUGCAAAGGAAGCGAAGAGCAAGGAGGCGGGAGCCAGCAGCGCCGCUGACGGGGAAGCCGAGAGCAAGCCCGAGAGCCUCACGCCGGACGAGCCGGCGCCCGGCGGGCCCCAGCCCGUCAGCCAGCCGGAGGAGCUGCCAGAGCCCGGCGCGGAGCAGGAGCAGAAAGCAGAGAGCUGAUGGGGCAGCGCCGCCCCGUGGAGGGCAAAGAUACUCUGGGGGGAGGGUGGGGAGGAGCAGAAACUGCACAGCUAAGGGCCUGGAUCUGCGCUAAAUAAAAAAUCGCUGUU
This is a messenger RNA of Mauremys mutica (yellowpond turtle), 4235 nucleotides long. It is a transcript of the gene SYMPK, whose product is annotated as symplekin scaffold protein. The transcript has 27 exons. Gene Ontology annotation, cellular component: mRNA cleavage and polyadenylation specificity factor complex. Lineage: Eukaryota; Metazoa; Chordata; Testudines; Geoemydidae. The record is from RefSeq and is a predicted model, not a curated record. Bases 268 to 4125 code for a protein of 1285 amino acids.